AUGCAAACAGAUGAUGUCCUCCAAAUGGUAAUGAAGAAGUUAUUAGAACUAACCCUCAAAGUUAAAAGUCUUACUGAAAAAGUAGGAGUGCUUGAAAAUACCGUCUUAGAAAUGAAAAAAACUCAAAUUACAACUGAACUUGAGAAUCGAGCACAACGAUUACUUUCAGCAAGUGCUGAACAAUGUAAAAAACUUGAACAUGUCCUUAGCCAAGCACAGAAUGAAGUAACAAAUAGUAUAGAAGAAACAGUACAAGUGUGUAAUGAUAAAUUAAUUGAAGGCAUAGAAGCUACAUCAACAAGACUAACAUAUACAAAGAGAGAUAUGGUUACUACAAGAUUAAAAACUGAAGAGUUAGAGAAGGCAAGUUUUAAAAUUAGUAGAUUGUUAAGAAUGAAUGAUUUAGCACAAAUUUCUACAAAAGGAAGUAUUCCUAAACGAGUUAAUGUUACUACAGCAAUUUAUGAAGAUAAAAUAUAUAAAUUAUCACCAGUAUGGCUAGCAACUAUUUCAUCAAACAGUAUCACAGGAAGAAAAAUGUAUGAAAAAUAUUUCUAUUUCUUUAAUGAAAAUGAAUUUAAAUAUGACUUAAAAGAAGAUUCAAUCACACAACUUAAAAUGGAACUUCAUUUAGAAUGGAAACGUCUUGCAUGUGAAGUUGUGAAUAUCCCAACAGGAAGUUUUUUCAGUAAAUCUCGAAAUGGUAAAAGUGCUGUAUUUUAUGUCCGUGAGUCAAUGAUUUGUGUUAGACUUGACUCAGGAGAUGUUAUUGUAUUAGAUGCUAAUAGCAACUCAAUUUAUGUUAAUACACGGAAAUUAAUAUUAUAA
Molecule: messenger RNA, 828 nt
Organism: Entamoeba histolytica HM-1:IMSS
Lineage: Eukaryota; Evosea; Mastigamoebida; Endamoebidae
Exons: 2
Coding region: 1-828 (275 amino acids)
Source: RefSeq, a predicted model, not a curated record